Messenger RNA from Cricetulus griseus (Chinese hamster), 1068 nucleotides. Lineage: Eukaryota; Metazoa; Chordata; Mammalia; Rodentia; Cricetidae. The record is from RefSeq and is a predicted model, not a curated record.
AUGGAGAUUUCAACUACCACAGAAGACUACUAUACAACCACAGAAUUUGACUAUGGGGACUUCACCCCAUGCCAAAAGGCUGCUGUAAGAGCCUUUGGGGCUGGACUCCUACCCCCCCUGUACUCCCUGGUGUUCAUCAUUGGAGUGACAGGCAAUGUCCUGGUGGUUCUGGUGCUCAUGCAGUACAGGAGGCUUCAAAGCAUGACCAGCAUCUACCUAUUCAACCUGGCCAUCUCUGAUCUGGUCUUCCUUUUCACUUUGCCUUUCUGGAUUGACUACAAACUGAAAGACAACUGGAUUUUUGGUGAUGCCAUGUGUAAACUCCUCUCUGGGUUUUAUUACCUGGGCUUAUACAGUGAGAUCUUCUUUAUCAUCCUGCUGACGAUUGACAGGUACCUGGCCAUUGUCCAUGCAGUGUUUGCCCUGCGGGCUCGGACUGUCACUUUUGGCAUCAUCACCAGUAUCAUUACUUGGAUCCUAGCCAUCUUGGCCUCGGUCCCCAGCUUAUACUUUUUCCAAGCCCAGUGGGAGUUCACCCACCAUACCUGUAGUCCUCAUUACCCCUAUGAGAGCUUGAAGCAGUGGAAGCGGUUUCAGGCUCUGAAGCUGAACUUCCUUGGGCUAAUUUUGCCUCUGUUAGUCAUGAUCAUCUGCUACACAGGGAUCAUCAGCAUUCUGCUCCGACGACCCAGUGAGAAGAAGGCCAAAGCAGUGCGUCUGAUAUUUGCUAUCACGCUUCUCUUCUUCCUCCUCUGGACACCCUAUAAUCUGACUGUAUUUGUUUCUGCUUUCCAAGAUGUUCUAUUCACCAAUCAGUGUGAGCAGAGUAAGCAGCUCGACCUGGCCAUGCAGGUGACUGAGGUGAUUGCCUAUACCCACUGCUGUGUCAACCCGGUCAUUUAUGUCUUUGUGGGUGAGCGGUUCCGGAAGUACCUCCGGCAGCUGUUUCAAAGGCAUGUGGCUGUACCCCUGGCAAAAUGGCUGCCCUCCUGCUUUGUGGACCAACCAGAAAGGGCCAGUUCCAUGUCUCCAUCCACAGGAGAGCAUGAGCUCUCUGCUGGCUUCUGA